GCGGCGCGCGGCGAGGGGAGCUCCAGCGGCCGCGGCGUCCCCGCCCUGGCCCGAGCCCCUGAUUGGGUGCGUCCCGCCCGGCUCCAGCCAGCUCCCGGCUGGAACGGGGGCCAAGCUCAGCGCCGGCUCCCGGGUCUUCGCUGGAGAUUUAAAGCCCGAAAGUUUUGUGGAGCCGGAUGACUUUCUCUCCGCCGAGGGGAGGAGAGCCGACCUCCGUCCGGGACAGGGAGCGGGGGUGCGCUGGUCCCAAUUCCAGGUUGCAACCCAUCAAUGCUGAUUCUUUGGUAAAGGAUCUACUUGAAGCAGCUCUUAAGUCAUCCUAGCACCGUGCCUGUGGCCUCCUACACAGUUGCAGCUCAUGUCCAGAGAAAACACUUUCUGGAGCAGCUGCAGGAGGUCACUUGGCAGACUUAAUGAAAGAUGCCGAGGAGGAGGAAUUUCCAUGCCAGUGCCCUCCAUGUAUGCUGUGUUCCGUUCUUUUGCAACCCCAGAGAAAUGGUAUUAAAAGAAAAUAUUGUGUGAAAUAAGAAGACCUGCUUUCAUUUUUUCACAACUGACAUAUAUUGAGAAAGAUCUCUUCUACAGCAUACCAAGUUCUGUGGUCUGGAAGCACUCAUUUAAAACUGAUCUUAAAUAAAACACAACCAAAUGGACCUGAGAAUGUUGGUUAGUGGCAGAAGAGUAAAAAAAAGGCAGUUUCUUCAGUUAUUUGCCACUUGUUUCAUAUUAAGCUUCAUGGUUUUUUGGAGAUCAAUUGAUAAUUCCAUUGUGAGUCAUAUGAAGUCCUACUCUUACAGAUACUUAGUAAAUAGCUAUGACUUUGUAAAUGAUACCCUGUCACUUAAGUAUGGCUUAGAGGGACCUCGAUACCCGUACUUGAUUAACCACAAGGAGAAAUGCCAAGCUCAAGAUGUGCUCCUCUUAUUGUUUAUAAAGACGGCUCCUGAAAACUACAACCGGCGUUCAGCCAUUAGAAAAACAUGGGGUAAUGAGAAGUAUGUUCGAUCUCAACUGAACGCCAACAUCAAAACUCUGUUUGCCCUAGGAACUCCUAAUCCACUGAAGGGAGAAGAACUACAGAGACAACUGCUUUGGGAAGAUCAAGUAUACAGUGAUAUAAUUCAGCAAGAUUUUGUGGAUUCGUUCUACAAUCUUACUCUGAAAUUACUUUUGCAGUUCAGUUGGACAAAUACCUUUUGUCCGCAUGCCAAAUUCCUGAUGACUGCUGAUGAUGACAUAUUUAUCCAUAUGCCAAAUCUUAUUGAAUACCUUCAAAAUUUAGAACAAAUUGGCGUUCAGGACUUUUGGAUUGGUCGUGUUCACCGUGGUGCCCCUCCAGUUCGGGAUAAAAGCAACAAAUACUAUGUCUCCUAUGAAAUGUACCAGUGGCCAGCUUACCCUGACUACACAGCUGGUGCAGCCUAUGUCAUCUCCAGUGAUGUAGCCGCCAAAGUCCAUGAGGCCUCACUGACCCUGAAUUCUAGUCUCUACAUAGACGAUGUUUUCAUGGGCCUCUGUGCCAAUAAAAUGGGGAUAGUACCACAAUACCAUGUAUUCUUUUCUGGAGAAGGUAAAGCUCCUUAUCAUCCCUGCAUCUAUGAAAAAAUGAUGACAUCUCAUGGCCAUGUGCAAGAUCUUCAGGACCUUUGGAAUGAUGCUACAGAUCCAAAAGUAAAAACGAUUUCAAAGGGUUUUUUGGGUCAAAUAUACUGCAGAUUAAUUAAGAUAGUUCUCCUUUGUAAAUUGACCUAUACGGACACAUAUCCUUGCAGGGCUGCCUUUGCCUGAUUUAGUACUUGAAUGUUGUAAUGUUUUCCUGUCACUGAGCCAAACCUGGAUGGAGAAAGCUUUCAAUGUCCAUCUACACCCUAAGUAAAAUGAAUGUGAAAGAUGAAGGUAUUUUGAAAGCCUAAUCUCUCCAAAUAUUUGAUCACACAGGCUACCCAAUAUAACAUCUAAUUUAUGGCCUAAACUCAUUAAAAGGAAUUCAUAUUUUUAAGGCCCUGGACACUCUCCCUUAUCUUGUAAACUCAAGGCAAGUACUCAACCACACUUCCAUCUUUUCGCUGGUUAACUUGAGAAAAGAGUCGCAUGAACUUUCCUGCCCUGGCUGAUUUUGAACUUCGAUUCUCAGAUAUCAGCUUCUUGAGUUACAAGUGUGAGCCACCAGUACCUGGGUAUUUGUUGGUUUAAAACAAAAUUCAUGCAAAAUUCAAGGCUUUGCUUAUGUAGAGGUGUAGAGAACUUACUAAGAAACAAGGAAGAUACCAAGUGAAUGUACAGUAAUGCAUUUCAAAGAAAUGAAUACACCUUUAGUGUUGCAGUUGGUUUUUGUUAAAGAGCACAUGGAGGAAGAAGGCCAGACAACCACUGGCACAGUGGAAAGGACACGAGUCUAGUAAUGUCUUUUGUCUUUAUGUUGUGAAAGCUCGUUUCCUCAUAAAUAGUGGAAUUACCUAAUGGUAACAUCCAUGUAGCUAAUUACCUGGAUAGUAUUGGUAUCAUUUAAAAUAUAUUUCUAUCUUCUUUGUUUUCCAAUAUUUAGUGUGAAAUUUCAGAAAAUCAUUAGUGCCAUCCUAACUGGUACUUGAUGAAUUUAUUUCUCCUAAUGUUACAAAAUGACACAACAUGGAAAAGUUUUUACCUGUUAGGAUCUUUUUCUAGAAGCAUUGUUAAUUGUGAUGGGAUGAUUUUAACUGAAUCAUGUAUCAUUUUG
Molecule: messenger RNA, 2716 nt
Organism: Perognathus longimembris pacificus (Pacific pocket mouse)
Lineage: Eukaryota; Metazoa; Chordata; Mammalia; Rodentia; Heteromyidae
Gene: B3gnt5
Product: UDP-GlcNAc:betaGal beta-1,3-N-acetylglucosaminyltransferase 5
Exons: 3
Coding region: 649-1788 (379 amino acids)
Biological process (GO): brain development
Cellular component (GO): membrane
Source: RefSeq, a predicted model, not a curated record